AUGAAUGAAAAAUCAACUAUGAAUUUAGACACGUUGAAAACUCCUCGUCAAGAUGCACAAGGUCGAUGGCAUGAAUUAUUAUCACCAACACAAGUGCUAACAGGACAACAACAACAACAAACACAUAUGGGUGAACAACUUACAAAAAAGAAAAAAAAAUCUCGUGGUAAUCGAAAAGCACAACGUCAACGUCGACGACUUCGUCGAAAAGGUUUAUAUACAGAAACAGGAGCUAGAAAUGGUGAUCACGAACUUAAUGUUCAACACCUGGAACAACAUGAUCAAAUAAUUGAAGAAGAUAUAACAGACAAAAUACAAGUGAAUGUAACAUCCAAUCAAAUUCCUCAUUCGACACAAAGUAAAAUUCAUCACAAUCAUAGUAAAGUGAAAAAAUCAAUCAAACGCAAAAGAAGAGAUAUGUCUUCACAACCACCAUCGAAUACAAUUCAUGAAUCUUUAAGUCAAUUAACAAUUUCUCCACCAUCAGCAAAAAAGCAAAAAAUGAUAAAUAAUGAAGUUCAACAAAUUACUACAAGUGGAAACUCAGAAAAGAAAAGUUCAAAAUGUAAAAAACAAAAUAAUCAUAAUAAUAAUGACUCGGCUUAUGUACCCGAUUAUUUAAAAGUAUCAAAUCGUAUAUUUAAAAAAAUGUUAAUUAGUUCAUUAGACGAUGCUAAAGAUAUUGUUAAAAGAUUAAAUUCUAAAGAAAAAAUUAAUUAUAUUCGUCAAUAUGCUUAUUUAAUUCAUCGUCUUUUUUAUGUACAAUUACAAGAAAGUCAAUGGAAAUAUUACUAUGAUAUUGGUAUACAACAAAAUAUUUGGUCAGGACGUGUAUCAAAAAAAUGGGCGGCGAUGAAUAGUAUGAAUUAUACAUAUGGUCGAUCAAAAAAUUUAAUUGAACAACGACUUAAAAAAAUUGGACGGCAACUACAAGAAGCAUCUGAAGCAUUGCGCAAUUUUGGUCAACAAGCAUUACCUCAAUCUAUAUCAGAAAUGAAUCCUGCAUUAGAUUUUACAAAAUUGAACGCAAUUGUUACCGCUGUUGUGCGUAAAGGUCAACAUAAAUUAAAACAACAAUUUGAACAUAAUAAAAAAAUAUUAAUAUUAGACUCAACUGACCAUCGUUUAGUAAAAAAUGUUUAUGAUUUAAAACCUAAUAAACAACAAAUUCGUUCAAUUCGUAAUAUAUGGAAAGCCUUACAAAAUAAAAAACAAAUGGAAGAACAAAUUCAAAUCUUAAAACAUCGUAUUCAUUCAAAUUGUUUACCACCAGCAUUCAAUCUUCUUGAUUAUUCACUUGAUAGAAUUGAUAAAUUAAUACUUCAUCGAUCGAAACAAUCUUCAACUAAUGAUAAUGAUUGCAAACAACAAACUACAUUAGCUGCUCGACGAUUAAAAAAAAUUGGUCGAUUUAAAUAUGAUUUACUUGAAUUAAGUAUUGCAGCCGGUGAAGAAAAAGUUCGAUAUUAUGAUAAAAUAGCAAAAAAAGAAAAAAAGAAAUUAAUAACUAUUAGUGAUAAACUAAAAAAAAAUAAUACCAAUUCAGAUAUGUUCAAGCAAUUAAUGGAAGCUAUUGAGACACGUCAACAACAUAUGAUCGAACGUGCUGAUUAUAUUACACAACAAAAAAUAAAAUCUUUUUUCGACGAAGCUCCGGCGUCACAAGACGCUACAAUGAACAACGAUGGCGUCGGAGCAAAUUAA
Molecule: messenger RNA, 1704 nt
Organism: Rotaria sp. Silwood1
Lineage: Eukaryota; Metazoa; Rotifera; Eurotatoria; Philodinida; Philodinidae
Source: the annotation of a GenBank genome assembly